This is a messenger RNA of Mustela lutreola (European mink), 1527 nucleotides long. It is a transcript of the gene SMIM44, whose product is annotated as small integral membrane protein 44. NCBI's taxonomy places the organism in Eukaryota, Metazoa, Chordata, Mammalia, Carnivora, Mustelidae. The transcript is spliced from 2 exons. Bases 735 to 1274 code for a protein of 179 amino acids. The record is from RefSeq and is a predicted model, not a curated record.
CUAACGUGGUUGGAUGCUGCAGGAGGUGGGGGGGGGGGGGCUCCCUGACCUCUCCUCCCUCUCGCUUUGUUGCUCACUCUGCUCCAGGCACGCAGGCCUCCUUGCUCUUCUCCAACACACCAGGCUCAGUCCUUCCCCAGGGCCUUUGCACGUGCUGUGCCCUCUGCCUGGACUUUUCUUCCCUCUGGUACUCCCAUACCUGCUUCCCUUCCCCUCUGGGUCUCUGCUCACACGUAUUUCUAUAUGGCCUUGGACACCCUAUUUUAAGCUUGAACUCCCCUCUUAGUAGUCCCAACCCUUAGACCCUGGUACCACCACUCCAAUACCACUAUUUUUUUUAGAUUUUAUUUAUUUAUAUUAGAAAGAGACUGUGCACACACAUACGCACACACGUGUGUAAGCAGGGUGGUGGGGAAUGGAGAGAAGUAGACUCCCUGCUGAGCGCGGAACCCGACUUCUUCCUCGAUCCCACGACCCACGAUCAUGACCUGAGCUGAAAUCGUGAGUCAGAAGCCCAACUGACUGAGCCACCCCAGUAACACUCUUCACUUUCUAAGCCAAUACAUCACUUACUCUAAGAUCAUCUUGAAUGUCAUCUCCAUGAAGGUAGGGAUUUUCCCAGGAGACCAAACAGCUCAAGCAAAGGCCCUGGGGUGGGGAUGGAUAUGCAAAGUAGCCGAAUGGGGGGGGGGGCACUGGGCGGAAGCGAUUUGCGCUGUGAUUAAUCCAGGCAGAUGGUGGCCUUGGAGGAGCCCCAAUCCUCUUACCCAAAGCCCCUAAAUACUUCCGCAACGCGGGUCACCUCCGGGCCUCUCCUGCUCUGGGUGGCCAUCAUGUCAGGGCCGGCAGUUGAGGAGGGGAUGGAGGGCUGGAGCCCGGCCCCACCGCUGUAUGAGGAGUACCGCCCACCACCUCUGGAUACCAUCCGCCUGCCCAGGUAUGCGCUGUACCUGCUGCUGGCGGCGUUCCUGGUGGUGGCCGUGGCCUAUGCCAUUGUGGGGCAUCUCAUCAAGGACCUCGCCCAUGACCUGGCCGACUGGGCCUUUGGCCCGAAGCCAGACCAGGAAGACGCCCCCCGGGAGCUGCGCUCGAGCCUGGAGGGCGAGGAUCUGGAGGAGCUCGACCUCCAGCUGGCCCUGGCCUGGCGGGGUGAUGAGGACCCUGCCGGGGGUGGCGAUACGGCCCCUGCAGAAGCCCCCGCCCCGGCUCCCCGCCGCUCUUCCAUUGCCUUCAAGGACCCGCCUGCUCGGAGCUCCUUCUGGAGGCUGGGCUGAGCCGGGCCCUGCCCUCUGGCCCCAGGACCUGGGUUUGAACCCCUUUGGGAGUUGUGUGGACAGGACUUGUGCACGCGGGAUCGCUUGCUCCCCUGAGCAGCCGGACUUGGCAGAGAACGUUGUCUUUCUUGGCUGGCGGGUUCCCAUGGUUGAUCCCUGGGACUCUCUGCACUCCUGCGCACCCCGACCCAGUAGCCCCAGAGCCUGAUUCCGCCCAACCUGUGCUUGAUUUUCAAAGAGUAACAGUGGUAAC